AUGGCCAUGGCACGAAUGCUCGGAGUGGUGUGCGGGGUGGCUCUAGGAGUCUUCGCCUUUGUGGAGACUCAAAAGGUCAUGGCAAAGGAUCCUGCGAUCCAAAAGUUUCAAAAGUUCUGCAUCGCAGGAAAUGCUACUGCACUUGAGCAGGCGGGCCUCCAUGACUAUGAGCCCAUGCUGGGUGGCCCCUUCAUUUGCAUCCUCACAAAUUUCGUCUACGUGCUGGCCGCUGAGCCAGCUGGUCUUCUGGUUUGGGGUCUCAUUUCCACGCUGGUGUUCCCCUUAACACUGCUGAUCUAUGCUGAAGCCGGCCGCGGCGGCGCGAAGGGGCCGGUGAAAUGGCCCAUCAUGACCCUGCUGUUGGGCCAACUGCUGGGCAUCAGCGUGAUUUUUCCAUCCUUCUGGGUCCCCAGCGCCUUGCUGGGCCAGGGAAGUGGCUCCACAGUGAAGGGCCGUGUUUGGAUGGCCAUGUUUUUGGUGCUGCCGAUUACUUUGGUGGAAGCUUUCGUGUUCUUCGGCGAUGCUCAUUCGUACCCUGAGAAUGACGGCCGGUAUCUAGUUGACUGGCACGGUUUGGAAGAGGUUUUUGUCGCCAACUGGGAGGGGGGAUAUUACUUUCUCAUCUACCAGGGGCUCCAGGCCUUCUCCACCUCCGCCGACUUCCUGGACGCCAUUUGGGGACCCAAGGCCCACGGCUCCGUAGCCUUCAUGACGGUGGACUCCGGCGCUUUGCUCUUGUACGUGCUGAUGACCUGUGAUACUUUAUCCUCCAUCCUAGCGUUGCUGCUGACGCCUUUGCUUGGCCCCGGCUGUGCGGUGGCUUUCGCGCUCGCGCGCCGCGAGAGGAUGCGACUGGCAGAGCUGGCUGGUGAGGGACGCCAAGUUGAUGGAUGGACCUUGCCAUUCGCCAUUUUGGUGAACGAUGGCCGGGAAGCUCAACAGCAUAAUGGCUCAGUGAAACUGGAUGUGAAAGUUGCCAAAGUGGGCAGCAGCUCGCAAUGCAACGAUGUUCUUUGCCCCCGCUUGACGGAAGAGUUCCUCGGAAAGCUUUGUGAGUGCAAACCUGUGCUCCCCCAUGGAAGCCGGACCCCACCGAGGCAUCGAAACUGGAUGCGUUAUAGCGUGUGGCAGAUUCUGCCGGCUUCGACUGUCAAGACCUUGGAGAUUGAAAGCAGUAUUGCGACCGAAGGCAUUGCUGAGCUCACGGAAAAAGCAAACAUGUUGUAUCAUUUGGGUUUUGAUGGAAUUUCCCGUGAGGCACCGCAGGUCUCUGCAGGUGUAGAUGGUAAAGAUGGUGUCCCGAACGCGGCCCGGCGGCAUUUCGGCUUCAACUUGAAAGGGGUAAACCUCCUUCAAGCACCCCAUUCCUGUCACAUCUUCCAUACCGAAGCGAUGGGGCGAUCCCAAUCGCUGCCCACCUUGCUUUCGUUCUGCCUCGGUGGUGUGGCCUUUUUCGACUUCUUCGCGACACAGAAAGACGCGCCGGAGAAGGGCGAGGUGCCCACGGCCAGCUAUGGCCAGCUGAAAGUGCUGAAUGGCCUCCGGAAAUGGGACAAAGCCGAGGAGAGAUGGACACAGUACUCCAGGGAGACUGGCUUUUCCGAUUCGACGAUGCCAGCCAACUUGGUGCAAGACUUCAUUCUGCAGCCGGAGAACUACAAGACCAACCUCUUGAAGAGCUUUGCCUCCUUGGCCAAGCUCCCAUCGCUUCAAGUGGAUGCUGACGAGGACGAGAUGGAGUAUGGAGGAUUCAUGGACUCCAACCGCUUCGGCAUGGUGAAGAGUGACAAGCAGCUGGAGGCCCAACAAGCUGAGUUAGCAGGCCAAGUGCGGAGAUUCAUCGCAGCCAAGUCUGAAAAUGCUGCAGAAUGGGAAUCCUUUUGCUUGGACCGUUGGGACCCGGACGACGCGGACAGCCGCGCCGUGCGCGGCGAGAUGGCUAGCCGCAGCGAGUUGGGGCGCCGCAAGACGGCCUUGGAGUCCUGGUUGGACGCGGAGACGGGCAAAGCACCGCCUUCGGGUGAGAAGUGGGGCGUUUGA
Molecule: messenger RNA, 2040 nt
Organism: Durusdinium trenchii
Lineage: Eukaryota; Dinophyceae; Suessiales; Symbiodiniaceae
Source: the annotation of a GenBank genome assembly